AAACAGACCGCGCGUGUUAGCAAAGAACUGGGUACAAUUAGGUUGUCCGACAUUAGUUCCUCACUCCACCCCUCCUAAUAUACUAUGUUUAUACCUUUGCCUUGUUCGCGUGUUCAACAGGGCUCAUUGUGGAUUUCUCACGAUUAAUUUUAAAAUGUUAACCUUUAAACAAGAAUUUCAGCUAAAAAACAUUAAGUUCGACUACAAACCUGUUAACCAUUUUUUUGAAUCUCCGUGGUUCCCAACACCAGUUCUUAUCGUCUAUCGAUCAGCGUUCUUCCUCUACAGCAUCUCAUGGAUCAUAUACAGGGUUAUUUUUCACGAGAGGUUCCGUCGACUUGUCGUUCUCUUUUACCUAACGAACUGGUCCUACUUUGUUCUCAUCAUCUACUUCCUUGUGUCAGCGGUCGUYACAAUUCAYCAUUACAUUAAAAAAAGAGAAACGAAGGCACAAGCGGCGGCGGAUUCUGAAAAAGGUCACGUUGAUGAUUCUGAAGCUGAGAUGAAGUGGUUUUAYAAGUUUCAAUGGUUCUUGUACAGCAUUUCUUCUUCCAUGGCGAUAGGAGUCACUUUAUUCUUCUGGUUGUUUGAUUACRAUGGCAUGGGUAUAACUCUUUCAGAUGUCAAUGUCCACCUCCUGAAUGCCGUGUUCAUGCUAAUUGACCACUCCMUAAGCUCCAUGCCCGUGCGUCUAUUCCAUAUGGUAUACCCCAUGGCGUUCACAUUUAUGUAUAUGAUAGCUACAAUGCUUUACUGGCUGUUUAUCAGCAAGGAUUACAUAUACAAGAAAAUGGACUAUAGCAACAACCCUGUUCUAGCUAUUACGCUAUUGYUGUCCGCCAAAUUGAUUGCCGCUCCAAUUAUUCACUCAUUCUACUAUGUAACGUACAGGCUGCGGGAGUAUGUGGCUUCGAAGACAACGAAAGUUGAUGACCUCGAAGARGGAAAAUCASAGGAAAAAUGAAUGGUUGAAACGGAGUGAAAUAAAUAAAAAAUACU
Molecule: messenger RNA, 999 nt
Organism: Exaiptasia diaphana
Lineage: Eukaryota; Metazoa; Cnidaria; Anthozoa; Actiniaria; Aiptasiidae
Product: protein rolling stone-like
Exons: 2
Coding region: 155-964 (269 amino acids)
Cellular component (GO): membrane
Source: RefSeq, a predicted model, not a curated record